AGCAUUGUUAUGUUAAUUUUACAAGUUUGAUUUUUUAAUUAUGGAGUGAAGUGUCAUCUUGAGUGCAUUAAGUUAAUUGUGAUGAAUAAUGCUUCCGUGAUCUUCUUACUAACGGAAGAUUUGAGUUGAUGAGUCCAUAAUUGUUGAUGAUGUCAUGAGUAAGGUUUUCUUAUACAACAUUUCUUUCUCUAUUUUUGCCUUCAACUUUUCACACCUGGUCCUGCGGUGGACUUAAAACCUAUUACAUUUUUUCAAGUACUUUUAUUCACAUCAUUGUUUUAACAAUAAAAAGUGCUUUUUGUACUCUCUUACGAACAAGUUAUUUUCGUCAAUCUAUUUUCUUAUUUCACGUUUUCGCCCUUUUCGCAUGAUUAGGAACUUCUGAGUUGGUGAUUUUCAGUUAAAGUUAAUGUUAUGUUGUUACUUUUUGGAAACUGAUGGCUCUUACCUUUCUUUGCUCUCCCGAUCGAAACUUAACAAUAUGAAAAAUCUAACCCAGUUAUUGAUGAAGUACAGUUUUGACCAUUGCACUGAGUUUUUUUUACUGCGGUUUUUAAUUGGCAGAUGGCAUAGUGAAACCGUUCAGUUGUCAAACAAAUUAAAGCUGCUGUGUGUAAUGUUCUCAUUUAAAAUAUAAUCUUUAUACCAUAUGUAUCAUAAUCUUAUUAUCAUUUUGGUUUGUACUGGACAAGGACCAUGUUUCUUAUAGUUUUGUGAGGGAAUCAAUUUUAUAUACAUAAUAGGCUCCGUGUGUGAGAACUCUUUGUUAUGUGUGGGUUUUUGCUCAACUUAUUGAAUGUUCUGGAAAAGGUUCAUAUGAGAUCUUGAAUCACGCAAGUAUUUCCUUGGUGCUUCCUGUAGCAUUUAUCACUUACAACCUGUUAACAUGGGUUACUAUGAAACAUUUUUGGAAUUUUCUUGGCUUGAAUGUGGCUGGAGCUUUAUAUUAUCCAGUUUAAAGACGAAUCGGCUUGCGUGUAUCGCAUUUUCACUUAAACAGACUCGAAACAUUUAGACACCUGUAAGACUGGAAUAUUCUCACGCCAUCGCGUGACUUAGCCUCAUUAUCUCAAUGCGGGCUACCCCUUUUUGACCGCUGAUUACGCCUUAAAUGGUUUCUUCGAUUUUACGGCCAUUAAAGCUGUCUAUUUCGGGAAGUAUAAUUACCCCCUCCUGGUCUUUAACUAAGUCUCUCGUCUGUAAGUAACGAUUAGCAAUCAGCUAGUCACGAAAUGGAUACGGCAAAGUUAUGUAAACAUUGGAAGUUAGAACUGGUUAUGCAUCAUUUUGUUGCCAUUCUAGAACUUCUAAGGUGUCUUGAUGAAUGUAGCAGAGUCAUCUCUCCACUUUAAUGUUGAUCAACUGUACAAAUAGCCCUGUAUUCCUCAGGCAUUGCGUAGACACCCAUAAGUGAAUGACACAGAUGAUUGACUCAACACGCGAUGAUAAACUGUUUUGGUUUCUCUUACUUCAGCUUUUCCUUUGUCCUCCCAUUAGUUUCUUUGUUCCCUUCACACUUCGUUGUACACUGAAGUGUUUUCGUCUAUUCCGGAUACUUAAUUUCUACAGUUGCCCUAGUGCCACUACACAACUAACGUAAAAGCACUUCUGUUCUCUCACGAAAUGUUUAUGUCGCGCUUCGGAGACUGCGUGUUGUAACUUGAUUUUAUGCCAGUUGGCGGUCCAUUCUUUUGUGCUUCACGAGGCUACACUUUGUGCUGUCGUUGUGUUUGCUUUCUGUUGAGCUGACGCAGAGAGAUCUGCUCUCUCGCUAAUCUGUAUUGCCAAGAGACGUUACCACACCCCUGCAUUUAGCCUUAAUAGUCGGAGACCAAGUAGGAGAAUCCGUAAGCAGUCAGCGUGAUGUUUGCCCCGCUUCCAGCCCUGAGCUUCACGCCUCAACAGAUCGCACAAGUAUGCGAAACUCUGGAAGAAAGCGGUGACAUCGAGCGGUUGGCCAGAUUUUUGUGGUCCUUGCCAGUGGCCCCCGGAACGUUAGAAGCCUUGAGUAAACACGAAAGCGUGCUCCGAGCGCGGUCCAUAGUGGCAUUUCACAUGGGUAAUUUCCGUGACUUAUACCACAUAUUGGAAACUCAUCGCUUCGGCAAGGAUUCGCAUGCCAAAUUGCAAGCGAUGUGGCUAGAAGCUCAUUAUCAAGAGGCUGAGAGGCUUCGAGGGAGACCGUUAGGACCUGUCGACAAGUACCGCGUUCGCAAGAAGUUUCCUCUUCCUAGGACAAUUUGGGACGGAGAGCAGAAAACGCAUUGUUUCAAGGAAAGGACAAGAAGCUUGCUUCGUGAGUGGUAUCUUCAGGAUCCUUACCCGAAUCCAACGAAGAAGCGCGAACUAGCGCAAGCAACCGGUCUCACACCGACACAAGUUGGCAACUGGUUUAAAAACAGAAGGCAAAGAGAUCGAGCCGCAGCAGCUAAAAACAGAAUGAACCAACAACAGGGUCAACACAUCUCACAAUGCAAAGGCAGUUUUUCCCCUGAGGGAAAAGCGAUGGAAGACUUUCGCGGGCUAAAAAAUUCACCGAUUUCAAAAUCAACAGACGAUCUACGCAAAGGCGAGUGAUCCUCAGGAAAAAUGUAGAAAUCAACGCUUUCGAACAAUUAAAGAAAGAAGCAGAGAGAGAUUAUUUAGAAAAUAAAAUUGAUGCUAUGGAUGACGAUUAUUUAAUAUCGACUAUUUGAAGUCAGGAGACUAAAGCGCAGAGCCUUGUUCUCUCUCAGAAAAUGGACAAAAGCAAGGAAAACUAGAAGGGCCCUUCGAAAAAAAAGCUACUCUAAGUUUAUUGUCAAAUUUUGAAUUGUUGUACAGAGAUAUAACGUUGUAAAUGUUUAAAUGUAUAAAUAUAAUCUGCAAAGGGCGCAGAACUUGUAACAUAAGAUAUCUUCAUACAGGGCUGCCCUGUUUGUCUUCAUGUGGAGAAUGAAAAAAAUUCAACACGUUACGGCUGACAUCUCUAUGUUUUGAUUGUGCGAUCUUCUUAAGUCGCUAUUAUUAGGUUAAAUAGAAGGAGUGAAAAAUGAAUAUAGUAAAGUUGUUCUGAUACAAUGAG
This is a messenger RNA of Pocillopora damicornis (cauliflower coral), 3064 nucleotides long. Its product is annotated as homeobox protein SIX6. NCBI's taxonomy places the organism in Eukaryota, Metazoa, Cnidaria, Anthozoa, Scleractinia, Pocilloporidae. The record is from RefSeq and is a predicted model, not a curated record. Gene Ontology annotation, biological process: regulation of transcription by RNA polymerase II. Gene Ontology annotation, cellular component: nucleus; transcription regulator complex. Gene Ontology annotation, molecular function: RNA polymerase II cis-regulatory region sequence-specific DNA binding; DNA-binding transcription factor activity, RNA polymerase II-specific.